GGUUGCACGCAACCUUCAUGCCUCGUAGGCUAUAACUUGCAGAUUUCAGGAAACAACACAAAAAGCACUUCUGGCUCCGCGAUUGAAAUGCACUACACAUGAGCAACCCACGCGGCACGUUCCGGGCUACCGAAGUGGCGAUUUAAACCCACGGUUGGAAAAGGCUCCCGAAUUGCCAUGCCUGCCACGACGACGAGCCUGGGGUAUACCCCGCCGGACGGGGGCUGGGGCUGGGCUGUGGUGUUUGGCUCCUUCAUCUGCAUCGGCUUCUCCUACGCGUUCCCCAAAGCUCUCACCAUCUACUUCAAGGAGAUCCAGGAGUUCUUCUCCAUCUCCUACAGCGAGAUCGCCUGGGUUUCCUCUAUCAUGCUGGCUACCAUGUAUGCGGGGGGUCCCGUGAGCAGCAUUCUGGUUAAUCGCUAUGGCAGCCGGCCCGUGGUGAUUGCCGGUGGGCUUAUGUGUGGGGUUGCUAUGGUAACCGCUUCUUUUGGCAAUUCCAUUAUGCAUUUGUAUAUAUGCAUUGGCAUCAUUGGAGGGAUGGGCCUCGCCUUCAACCUCCAGCCUGCCCUCACUAUAAUCGGGAAGUAUUUCCUGGUCAAGAGACCAAUCGCAAACGGCCUGGCCAUGGCGGGAAGUCCGGUGCUCCUCUCCACCCUGGCUCCGCUCAACCAGUUCCUGCUUGACAGCUUCGGUUGGAGGGGCGCAUUCUUCAUCCUUGGAGCCAUAAUUCUGAACAGCUGUGCGGCUGGGGCCCUCAUGAGGCCUAUUGGCCCCAAGCCACCGCGAAAUCCGGAAAACCCCAGCGGGAACGGUGCCGGGAAGGCCAGCGUGGAGGACGGAGGCGGGAAGGCCAGCAUGGAGGACGGAGGCGGGAAGGCCAGCAUGAAGGACGGUGGCGGUAAGGCCAGCCCGGAGGAUGGUGGCGGUAAGGCCAGCCCGGAGGACGGUGGCGGGUCCCAGGACGUCGGCCUGUUGAGCGGCCAGGGUCCGCGGAAGAGGACAGGGUGCGCGGACGGAGUCUGCAAACUGAUCGAUCUCUCUCUCUUCAGGCACCGCGGUUUCCUCAUUUACCUCGUGGGCAACGUCAUCAUGUUUUUCGGUUUCUUCGCGCCCAUUGUUUUCCUGGCCCCGUACGCCAAACACAUGGGCAUCGACGAGUACCAGGCGGCCUUCCUGCUCUCCAUCCUGGCCCUCGUGGACAUGUUCGCUCGGCCCGCGACGGGGAUGGUGGCCAACUCUCGCUGGGUCCGGCCCAGGAUCCAGUACUUCUUCAGCCUGUCCGUAGCGUACAACGGCGUCUGCCACCUGCUGUGCCCGCUGGCCACGGGGUACGCGGGACUAGUCGUCUAUGCCGUCUUCUUCGGCGUGGCGUUCGGCAUGGUCUGCGCCUUGCUCUUUGAGGUUCUGAUGGACUUGGUCGGAGCUCAGCGGUUCUCCAGCGCAGUCGGGCUCGUCACCAUCAUCGAAUGUGGACCUGUGCUUUUAGGACCACCGAUAGCAGGGGCACUGGUGGACAUCUUUAUGGAUUACAAAUACAUGUACUACGCCUGUGGGGUCAUGAUGCUGGCUGCUGGAAUCUUCCUCUUCGUCAUGAACUUCUACAACUACAGGCGCCUGGAGCAGGAGGAGAAGGAGAGGCUAGCGGCGGCAGUGGAGGUCAGAGCUGGGAAUGAGGAGUCCACCGUGAACGGCACAGGAGAGAAGAAAUCCGUGGAGGAGGAGGUGCCAGCUCCGGAAGACAAGGGAGAACCUGCGUGCACUUUUGAGACAGAAACCUAAUCUGCUGCAUAUCCGAAAACGGUAUGCUAGCAGUUAAGCUAGCAAACCUUCCUAGAAUAUGAGCAGUGGUCAAUCUGCAAAUCAAAAAAAAACAUUUGGACUUUAAGGCUAAAUGGACAGAGCUAGCCUGAUGGCUAAGCCAUUUGAAGUGGUGGAAGCAGGUUGCAAUCAUGUGUUUUUUGAAGUUAGCCACAUUUUACAUUUAUGCCAAAGAUGGAACAAUGGGUUCAAUUUCAGUAUGAAUUUAACCAGUGUAACAAAAGAUAAACCAAGGAUUUGACCAGUUUUCUCAAUGUUGAUUAUAAAACAUGCUAUACACAUCAAAAUAAUUAAUUCCCUUAACAGUUUGUAUCUAAGUGCUGAAUGUUUUCGUAUUUAUUACCACAGUAUGAAUGACAGGUCAGGCGCUGCUUCCCUCCAAGAGGCUUUUGGAGUCAGAUGGUGUAGGGGUCAGCGAGUGCCGCGAGAAGGAAGUUUCCGGAGUGAAGGGGGUAAUGCUAUACCGUGUGAUUUCUGUGGGACACACCAGGCCGAAUUUAGGUUUUUAAAACAAAGGGUGAAUACUUAUCAAUUAAGUCAUUUUCAGGUUUUUAUUUUCAUUAGAAGUCUGAAGCCAUCUAAAUGCUUCAUUUUUCAUUUCUCAUCUCAUUCAUUUUCUCAUUAUAUAGAGUUACUUCCACAGAAGUAAACAAACCACAUUCAGAUAAAUAAGACAAGAAAUAAUUAACGGGGGUGUAAACUUUAGAGCGUUGUAUGGCUUUUCUAAUAAGGGUCUUGUUGAGGUGUAAUUGUGAAUGUGACUGACAGUUUUACCCCAUAUUCAGUCGACCAGUCAGUCUGUAACUGUGGCUCCACUGUACAGUCAUGUGACCUUGGGGGAGACAAGGCUUAUGGGGACCAGACUCAGUCUGGUAGACCCAUUGUGUGUGUCUUACUUCAUUUUUUUUUCCAGCUAGUUUAAUUAUGGUUGCUGAAAACAUAUUCAAGUCCUACCAGAAUAUUUUUCCUCAGAAUUAUUUUAACACAAUUCACUCUUGGCUCAUUGGCAUUUGCACUGUUAUUGAACUUAUUUGCGACUCAUGGCUUAGUUUCAAAUGAGCAGCGCUGGUAUUCAAUCAACAUCUGUCUUUAGCAUUAACUGCCUAUUGGCAGAAGCAAUGACAAAAACCGGCCAAGCUCGGGUCCCGAACGAAAAGCAGCACAGUGCUUGCGUUCAAUGAGUACAAAUGUUGAUUAAAUACAGGCUGCAGUCGAUAUAGAUCCACUGAUUUGACCUGUCUGUCAUUUAAAAUGUAAAGGAAUCAUCAGUCAUAAAACACAUUCCAGAAA
Anguilla anguilla (European eel) is the source of this 3108-nucleotide messenger RNA. Its product is annotated as monocarboxylate transporter 2-like. Gene Ontology annotation, molecular function: monocarboxylic acid transmembrane transporter activity. Gene Ontology annotation, cellular component: membrane. The record is from RefSeq and is a predicted model, not a curated record. Gene Ontology annotation, biological process: transmembrane transport; monocarboxylic acid transport. Bases 178 to 1779 code for a protein of 533 amino acids. The transcript is spliced from 5 exons. NCBI's taxonomy places the organism in Eukaryota, Metazoa, Chordata, Actinopteri, Anguilliformes, Anguillidae.